Molecule: messenger RNA, 1029 nt
Organism: Uranotaenia lowii
Lineage: Eukaryota; Metazoa; Arthropoda; Insecta; Diptera; Culicidae
Gene: Chmp1
Product: charged multivesicular body protein 1B2
Exons: 3
Coding region: 163-774 (203 amino acids)
Biological process (GO): protein transport; endosome transport via multivesicular body sorting pathway; late endosome to vacuole transport
Cellular component (GO): multivesicular body; ESCRT III complex
Source: RefSeq, a predicted model, not a curated record
CAAAAAUUCAAAACAAGCAAAAAUAUCGAGAGUGACUCAUCUUUGCAAAAAAAUAUUGUUCAAAUUCAGUAAUUAAUUCAACAAGAAAGUCGCGGUGAACAGACUUGAAUACUUCCCUUUUCCUUUCUGUGUUUGUGCAAAUCUAUCAAAACGGGGAACGAAAUGUCUGCGUCUGUAAUGGAAAAACACCUUUUUAAUUUAAAAUUUGCAGUUAAGGAUUUGGAGCGCAACGCGAAAAAAUGCGAGAAGGAAGAGAAGGCAGAAAUUCUCAAAACCAAGAAAGCUAUCCAGAAAGGAAACACGGAAGUGGCCAGAAUACACGCAGAAAAUGCCAUCCGACAGAAAUCGCAAUCGCUCAACUAUCUCCGGAUGAGUGCUCGGGUCGAUGCGGUGGCCAGUCGGGUUCAGACGGCGUUGACCACCCGGCAGGUUACGAACUCAAUGGCCGGGGUCGUCAAAGCGAUGGACGCUGCCAUGAAGGGAAUGAAUCUGGAGAAAAUUUCCGGGCUGAUGGACAAGUUUGAGCAGCAGUUCGAGGACCUGGAUGUCCAGAGCUCGUACAUGGAAAACACGAUGUCCCAGACGGUCACAACAGCAGUGCCACAGAACGACGUGGAAUCGCUGAUGCAGCGGGUGGCCGACGAGGCUGGAUUGGAGUUGAACAUGGAACUGCCCAGUGGACCGACUGCUUCGGUCGUUGGUGCAUCUACACAGGUGUCCACGGAACAGGACGAGCUCACCGCACGUUUAGCACGACUCAGACAGGCGGAAUAAACUAUUGUUACUUCAACAUAAACCGAUGGAAAUAUUGCGUAUUACGUAUGUGAUCCAUUUAUCUACCUUUGAAACGUGCAACUCUUUUCACCGAUUGUGCAUAUUUCAGCAUCCUUAAAAAAAGUGUUUAUCCCAGCCACGGCAUCAAGCCGAACAACUCACCAAUUUAAAAAUGGGUUUAUUCUAAGAGACGCUACAUUUAAAUUCUGUUGUGCAUAGAUUAUACUGCUUCAAAUAAACAUGGAAAACAACGUU